This is a messenger RNA of Juglans regia (Persian walnut), 1329 nucleotides long. RefSeq names its product aluminum-activated malate transporter 8-like. The record is from RefSeq and is a predicted model, not a curated record. Gene Ontology annotation, biological process: malate transport. The transcript has 6 exons. Gene Ontology annotation, cellular component: plant-type vacuole membrane. Bases 1 to 1329 code for a protein of 442 amino acids. Lineage: Eukaryota; Viridiplantae; Streptophyta; Magnoliopsida; Fagales; Juglandaceae.
AUGGAUAAUAUUGCUUCUACAAAUUUUGAAAAUGUUGGACCUUUCACUCGUGCAUGGGAAUGGCUCAAGGCCUUGCCUGUAAGGUUAUGGGCUAUGGCAGUCGGGUUUGCAAAUAAGAUGAAGAAACUUGGACAAGAUGAUCCCCGAAGAAUAGUCCAUUCGCUCAAAGUAGGAGUGGCUAUCACGUUGGUUUCCUUGUUCUAUUAUGUCCGACCGCUCUUCGACCGUUUUCGUGAAAAUGGAAUAUGGGCGGUUUUAACCGUCGUUCUAGUCUUCGAGUUUUCAGUUGGAGCAACAUUGGGAAAAGGCCUAAACAGGAUGCUGGCAACGUUGUCCGGUGGUGCGCUAGCUGUCGGAGUUGAUCAGGUGGCAACUCUCUUCGAUGGGACGGGACAACCCAUAGUACUUGGAAUCUUAGUCUUUAUAAUAGUUGCAACGGUAACAUUUAUGAGAUUCUUCCCUGCACUGAAGGCAAGAUACGAUUAUGGACUGAUGAUAUUCAUAUUGACUUUCUGCUUGGUAUCUGUAUCGAGUUACCAAGACGAUGAGAUUCUAGAUAUGGCCUGCCAGAGGCUAUACACAAUCAUCAUUGGUUGCUUUAUUGCUAUCAUUGUAUGCAUCUGUGUACGCCCUGUCUGGAUUGGAGAGAGUCUGCAGAACCAAAUAGCUAACAAUUUGGAAAAGCUUGGGAAUUUCUUAGAAGGAUUUGGUAGGGAAUACUUCAGAUUGUCAGAGGAAGGGCAUUCCACGGAUGAUGAUAAAUCAUUUCUUCACGGGUAUAAAAGCGUUCUGACUUCUAAAGACAAGGAAGAAGCUAUGGCCAAUUUAGCGAGAUGGGAAUUUUGGCACUAUCGUUUUGGGUUCCGUCAUCCUUGGAAUCGUUACCUUAAAGUUGGAGCCUUGACUCAGCAGUGUGCCUACAAAAUUGAAGACCUCAACAGCUAUCUCAAGUACUUUGAGAUCCAAGCUACACCCACCGAGUUCCGAAGAGAAAUUCAUGAGCCAUGCACAAAGAUUUGUUCAGAAUCUGGCAAAGCACUGAAGGAAUUAGCAUCAGCGAUCAAAAAAAUGAGACGGUCAACAUCAGUAAUUAAUUACCAUAUUGAAAACUCAAAAAUUGCAGCCGAGAAUCUCAUGUCCAUGCUCAACAUGACUUCCCGUUGGGACAAUGCAAAUCUCCGAGAGAUUAUACCAACUGCUGCAGUCGGAUUAAUUCUAAUCGACAUUGUGCCAUGCACUGAGAAAAUCGUGGAGGCUUUUCAGGAAUUAGCCUCUCGUGCACGCUUCGAGAGUAUGGACGACAGAGUUUCACCGAUCGACGACGUAUAA